Pocillopora verrucosa is the source of this 402-nucleotide messenger RNA. The record is from RefSeq and is a predicted model, not a curated record. NCBI's taxonomy places the organism in Eukaryota, Metazoa, Cnidaria, Anthozoa, Scleractinia, Pocilloporidae.
AUGAAAGGCCAACCAGCUUCUCAUGGCCAUUCAAAAACACACAGGAAAAUGGGAGCAACAGGAGGCGGGCAGGAUCCUGGAAGAAUCUGGCCAGGAAAGAGGAUGCCUGGUCACAUGGGAAAUAAUAGCUGUACAUUCCUUGCUGUCAAGAUUCUUCGUAUCAACACCAAGUACAAUAUCCUUUACCUCCUGGGAAAUUGUCCAGGCAAAAAGGGAAGCUUCAUUACAAUUCAGGAUUCUUACAAGCCACACGAACACCCUCCUCCCUUCCCUACUUAUUUCCCAGAUCCCCAGGAUCCCCUCCCUGAGGAUAUGUUUGCAGAUGAUGUACAACAGUUUGAUGAGACAAUAUUUUUCACAAAACAGGACCAAGCCAAUGAAGCUGCACAGGAAAAUGCUUGA